AUGCCAAACCAACAGAAGAAAAUCAUUUUCUGCACGGCUGGGGUAUUAAGUUUCGUGUGUGCCCUCGGAGUUGUGACAGCCCUGGGGACACCGUUGUGGAUUAAAGCCACCAUCCUCUGCAAAACCGGGGCUCUGCUCGUCAAUGCCUCUGGGCAGGAGCUGGACAAGUUCACGGGUGAGAUGCAGUACGGACUUUUCCACGGACAGGGCGUGAGGCAGUGUGGGUUAGGAGCAAGGCCCUUUCGCUUCUCAUGUAAGAGUUUAACUUCUAAGCUUACGCUUGCAGAUACUGAUCAGGGAAUUCUAAUUCUUGGCUUGCCUUCAGUUUUCCCAGACUUGCUCAAAGCCAUCCCAGUGAGCAUCCACGUCAAUGUCAUUCUCUUCUCCACCAUCCUGACGGUUGUGACCAUGGCGGGGACUGCCCUCUUCAUGUACAAUGCUUUUGGCAAACCCUUUGAGACCCUGCAUGGACCCCUUGGGUUGUAUCUUCUGAGUUUCAUUUCAGGCUCCUGUGGCUGUCUCGUCAUGAUCUUAUUUGCCUCUGAAGUGAAAAUCCACCAUCUCUCUGAAAAAAUUGCAAAUUAUGCCGAAGGGACCUACGCCUACAGAACGCAGCAGGAGAGCUACACUACCUCCUUCUGGGUGGUUUUCACCUGCUGCUUGGUUCACUUUCUCAACGGGCUCCUAAUACGACUCGCGGGAUUCCAGUUUCCUUUUGCAAAAUCCAAAGAUACAGGGACGACCAACGUCGCCGCGGAUUUGAUGUACUGA
Molecule: messenger RNA, 771 nt
Organism: Urocitellus parryii (Arctic ground squirrel)
Lineage: Eukaryota; Metazoa; Chordata; Mammalia; Rodentia; Sciuridae
Gene: Clrn1
Product: clarin 1
Biological process (GO): sensory perception of sound; equilibrioception
Source: RefSeq, a predicted model, not a curated record